AUGUUAAAGUUGUUGAUUGUCCUCACAUGUUCCAUACAGUUUUCUUGGGGAUAUCAAAACUUCGGCCCUGAAAACUUUGCCGAGAUAUCGAUAAGUUACUUCAAAGCACGAAAUGUUAAGUCGGUUACCGCGAUAGGAUGUUUCAACGCCAGCGAUCAUUUCGAGGUGAUGAAAAGCUUUAUGGAGAAUGAUUUCUACAUACAGUUGUUGCCAUCGUUUGGCAGUUAUUUCAAUGUUUCGGGAAUGAAAAAUAGUGGCGUCGUUAUUGAUGCCAGAUGUGAGGAGUUGCUAAGCUCUCUCAUUUUCCAUGAAAAUAUAAAUGCCUUCAUGUUAACUCAUGUUUACUGGCUGUUUCUGGAUGAAUCUUCGACGAGCCCGUUGACAGAAGCUAACGGUGAGCCUACGGAUUUAUCUCAGGUGCAGGAAAAGUUUGACUUUCUUUUCCGCAAUGUCGAUGUACUACCUACGACACAUGUCGUUGUUGGAGUCUUCACAGACGAUUGGAAUCUGUUUGAUUCCUACAAACCAUGCUGGCCGCAGAAGGUGAAAUUUGUCGAAAUCUCUUGCGCCAAUGAAAGUCUUAGCUUGGUGGAAAAUAUACGGCAAGGAUUAUGGAAUGUAGAAUCGAAGCCCAAAGAGAGAAGAAACUUACAUCACUGUUUUAUAUCCUCGGGAACUGCGAUAACUGUGCCAGAGCAUUACAAAGGGAUGGACGAUCACACAGACACAAUUCACGAUUUGUUUGCCAAGGCCAAUUUUCCUUUCAUCAGGGCUCUGAUGUAUGAUCUCAACUUUACCCUUAAUUUGCGGCAAGUGGACAAGGGUGGUUGGAAAACGAACGGAACUUUCAGUGGUCUGAUGGGAGAGUUUCAAAGAAGAACCAUUGAACUGGGAGGAAUGGGAAUGUUAAUGAGAUCGGAACGCAUGGAAGUGGUUGACUAUACAAUAGUGACCUUAGUCAUCAAGACAAGUUUUGUCUUCAAGCAACCUCCACUAUCCUUGGUCUCGAAUAUAUUUGAGCUCCCUUUUAGCAUCGGAGUUUGGGUAAGCUGCGUGGGUUUUGUGAUGAUCUACUGGGUUGGACUCAUGCUUUUCAGGGCCAUAACUAAAACGGAGCGUUUUACCCCGUUGGAUUCGCUCAUGUAUAUCGUAGGUACUCUGUGUCAACAGAAUCUUGAGCUAUUUCCUAAGUACGAAGGCGCCAAAAUACUCUUGUUCUGGGUACAGUUGGCCAAUUUCUUCAUUUUCACCUCCUACUCGGCUAGUAUAGUUGCAUUGCUUCAGAGUCCCAGUAGAUCGAUCACGUCAAUGGCAGAUCUCGCAUCUUCUCCACUGAAGGCAGGAGCGCAGGAUGUGGUCUAUGCUUGGGUGUACUUGAAUGAGAGUAAAGAUCCCGCAGUUCAGUCGUUGUUUCGUAAGAAGAUCAAACCCUUCGGCACCAAGGCCUUUACCGAGGCCGAAGUUGGAAUGAAGCGUGUGAAAGAUGAACUGUAUGCUUACCAGGCCGAGGUUAAUGCAGCUUAUCGACUGAUUAUGGAAACGUUCACCCCGGAUGACACCUGCAAGGUAUACGAGCUGGAUGCCAUCAAGCUGCCUCCCUUCAGCGUCCCGGUGGUCAAGGGAAGUAAAUAUCGGGAACUGUUUAAGCAGCGUCUCAUUUGGCAACGAGAAGUGGGAAUUAUUCGACGUUUCAACCUGAUCUGGAUAGCGCAGAAACCAACCUGUGAAGAGGGAGCUGCCGAAUUUACUUCAGUGGGGCUAAAAGAGCUGCGCCAUUCCUACUACGUGAUGCUGGUAGGGUUCGGUAUAGCUUUCAUAAUUCUGGCCUUCGAAUUCGGAUGGAAGAAGAAGAAAAAUAGAACACAAGUGGGUACGGCUUGGGUGAACACACGGAGCACUAAACAGAAGAAAAAUUUGAAGAUCUGUUGAACUGAAAACGAUUAACAAAUGAAAGUUUACCCCACAAAUCCUCCCUGUAAACACUAGAAAAACUUAAUGAUAUAUACUCAAAAUCGCUUCUCACAUGCACGAAAC
Messenger RNA from Uranotaenia lowii, 2034 nucleotides. Its product is annotated as glutamate receptor ionotropic, kainate glr-3-like. The coding region runs from base 1 to 1929 and encodes 642 amino acids. Gene Ontology annotation, molecular function: ligand-gated monoatomic ion channel activity. Gene Ontology annotation, cellular component: membrane. The transcript has 4 exons. Lineage: Eukaryota; Metazoa; Arthropoda; Insecta; Diptera; Culicidae. The record is from RefSeq and is a predicted model, not a curated record.